Messenger RNA from Uranotaenia lowii, 1601 nucleotides. RefSeq names its product glucose-6-phosphate isomerase (gene Pgi). The record is from RefSeq and is a predicted model, not a curated record. Gene Ontology annotation, cellular component: cytosol. Gene Ontology annotation, molecular function: glucose-6-phosphate isomerase activity; carbohydrate derivative binding; monosaccharide binding. The annotation marks the transcript as partial. Gene Ontology annotation, biological process: glucose 6-phosphate metabolic process; gluconeogenesis; glycolytic process. The transcript has 3 exons. Lineage: Eukaryota; Metazoa; Arthropoda; Insecta; Diptera; Culicidae.
CAUGUCGAGUCGAACGACGAAUGUUAUUCAUUUGACAUUGAGAAAGCUGGCCCCGUAUUUACCAACCGAAAGUCGUCGUGGCCGGAUUAGCAAACUUCGAGCUCCGUGAAGGUUUUCGCUUUGUUGAAGGAUUGAAUUUUGGCUUUUCCAGAGGUCUUUUCGCGUGGUUCCUGUUAGUUUGGUGGGUAGCUGGUCCGAGCAGAUUCUUUGGAAGAUUCAGUCGUGGCGCGGCGGUUCGAGAAUAAGGUCGAAAUCAGGACAUUCUAAACGCUGUUGAAAGUUGUUCUAGAUUUGUGCAAUUCGAAACGGUGUUUCGCAAUACUUGGUGGUCCCUGUAGUCUGUUGAGAGUGGUGUUACAACACAGUUUAGCUUUUAUUUGCUAUCGUAGUCUGGUUGCUUCAAGAUGUCCAAGGAGCUACUAUCGGAGGAUCCUGUGUAUCAGCAGAUCCAGCAGUAUUACCAGCAACAUGGUGAUUCGAUUAACAUCAAGAAAAUCUUCCAGGAAGAUGACAUUCGCUUCGAUAAGUUCAGUUUGAGGGUGUCCACUCCGGCCGAUGGCGAUAUUUUGCUGGACUAUUCCAAGAAUCGCGUAACCGAUGAGCUGUGGAGUCUGAUGCUGGAAUUGGCGGAGUCUCGUGAUGUCGCCAAAAUGCGGAAUAACAUGUUUGCCGGUGAUCGUAUCAACAUCACCGAGAAUCGUGCUGUUUUGCAUAUUGCAUUGAGAAAUCGUUCCAACACACCCAUCUUGGUUGAUGGCAAGGACGUUAUGCCGGAAGUGAACGCCGUGCUGGAGCACAUGAAAGAGUUCACAAACCAGGUUUUGGAUGGCGUUUGGCGUGGUUAUACCAAUCGCAAAAUUAGCGAUGUCGUCAAUAUUGGCAUUGGUGGUUCCGAUUUGGGUCCACUUAUGGUUUCGGAAGCUUUGAAGGCUUACAACACCGGCAUUCGAUCGCACUUUGUGUCCAACGUGGACGGAACACACAUUGCCGAAACUUUGAAAAAGCUUGACCCGGAAACUACUCUUUUCAUCAUUGCUUCCAAGACUUUCACGACCCAGGAAACCAUCACCAAUGCGACUGCUGCUAAGAACUGGUUCUUGGAACAUUGCAGCGAACCUUCCGAUGUUGCAAAGCAUUUCGUGGCUCUGUCCACCAACAAGGAAAAGGUCGCCGCCUUCGGCAUUGACACCAAGAACAUGUUCGAGUUCUGGGACUGGGUUGGCGGACGUUACUCGCUGUGGUCUGCCAUCGGUUUGUCCAUCGCAUUGGCUAUCGGUUUCGAUAACUUCGAAAACCUCCUGGAAGGCGCCCACUUCAUGGAUAAGCAUUUCAUGACCGCUCCUCUGAAUGAAAAUGCCCCGGUCAUCCUGGCCCUGAUGGGCAUCUGGUACUCGAACUUCUACGGUGCCGAGACACAUGCGCUGCUGCCGUACGAUCAGUAUAUGCACCGGUUUGCGGCCUACUUCCAGCAGGGCGACAUGGAGAGCAACGGCAAGGGUGUCACCAAGUCCGGCAAGCGGUGCAACUUCAACACCGGUCCGAUCGUGUGGGGCGAGCCCGGCACCAACGGGCAGCAUGCAUUUUACCAGCUCAUUCAUCAG